UCGAAGCAUUAUCUUCAUAUCUAUAAAUGUAUAAUUAAUGAACUGUAAUAUAUUAUACAUGAAAAAAACAUUUUCUUAAAAUGGUGUAAAAUAAUGUAUCCAGCAAACCAUAAAACUAUUUUUGUUUUGGAUCAUACGCCAUAUUUUGGCAUAUCUACUGAAGCUCCUUUGGAAUUUGAUUUUCUGAAGAGUCGCGGUCAAAACUUGAUCCCCUUGGCACCUGUUUGUAAAUCUUUAUGGACCACAAGUGUAGAAGCGUCAUUGGAAUAUUGCCGCAUAGUAUGGGAUCUUUUUCCAACUGGAAAAUUGAUAAGAUUUGUUGUAACCGACCGUGCAGCAUAUGUAUUAAAUUCAUGGAGUCCAUCACAGCAAAAUUUAAAUCAUAUAAUGAAUGGCACAGCUAUUUUAGGAGUACCACCGAAAACUCCAAAACCUGGAGAAGAUCAUUCAGUUAUACACGGUUUGAGAGUGGCUAUCGAAACACUUAAUGAGUGUUCAGAAAUUCAACAUGAGAAAAGAACAUCGCUAAAUGAAAAUGCUAGUAAACUUGUUAACAGGGGCAGAGUAAUAUGUAUCACAAGUGCACGAGAUAAUAGUAACAUGAAGAACUUGGAAAAUAUAUUUUUGAACGAAUUAGCUCAAGAAAAUAAAACUGCUUUAGCUUCAGAUCAUUUAAUACCUGUAGAUUAUUGUCACUUAGUUAUCUUAAAUAUCUUUCCCAACAAUAUCGAAUCUCAAGUUACUAGUCAAGGACCAAGAGAGGUUUCACCUUUAUUAACCGUAGAAGUACAUUCUAUUAAGGCACCUGCAUUACAUUCAAAAUUAUCUCACUUAAUUUUGUCUCAUUAUGAUUUGGCUAGUACAACAGUAACUGGUAUACCAAUGAAGGAAGAACAGAAUGCUAGUUCUUCUGCGAAUUACGAUGUCGAGAUAUUUCAUUCGUCAGCUGCACACUCUGCAAUUUUAAAAGGAAAUCCACAAGAUUCGGCUUUAAUUAAAACAUUUAGGAGAUUUGAGGAAGGAUCAGAAUAUGAAACUGUGACUCUAAAAUGGUGUACACCCCGCGGAUGUAGUGCAGCUGAAAUGCAAAAUUGCACGGCUAUGCAUAGAAUCACACCCGUAGACGUAAAUAGCAGACCUUCGUCUUGUUUGAUCAAUUUUUUAUUGAAUGGUAGAUCGGUUAUGCUUGAAAUGGCUAGAAAGAGUGGCGGGAAGACUAUUUCUCAUUUACUUGCUGCACAUGGUGGUGAAAUUUUUAUCCAUACAUUAUCUACUGCUAGAAGUGUAUUAGAAGAUCCACCUUCUAUUAGCGAAGGCUGUGGUGGUCGUGUUACUGAUUAUAGAAUAACCGAUUUUGGAAGAUUGAUGCGAAAUAAUGUACUGGUGCCUUUAAAAAGAAGUACAAAUUCUAAUAGCGAAGGUCCAGCAGAAAAAAUGAGAUCCAGAUUAGAGAGGCAUACGAAAUAUUGGCCAAUUACCAUUUCUAGUACACUUAUGUUUAAUUUAAAACAGUUAAUCGACCCAUUACCAGAUCUAAUGGUGAAAGAAGAACUUACUGCAGAAGAAGUUGUGCAAUGUAAACAGGUGAUUUUCAGUUUGUUACAAUUGGAAGCAAAACACGAAACAUUACCAUUGCCAAGUAUAGGAGGCGGUCGUGGCGGAAAAGGUGGUGUACGCAGAGAAGAACAUUACAGAUUGCUAUGGGGAGAGUUAGAAACAUUUCUGAGACACCACGCGAAUAAUUCUGCUGCGCAUUCUGAGGUUCUAACUUGUCUUCUCGAAGUACGAAGUAAAGAUGAUAAAGAUAAAGUGGAAUUGGACCAAGCGUUACGCGAAUUAGACAGCUUUGGAAAAGAAGAUGGAACUGCUCGGGCUAGCGUAAUAAGAGCAACAACUGAUUCACCGAUGUCACCACCACCAAGUACAUCAAUAUCCCUUAGUAAACAACUUCACAAAGGUGGUCACUAUGUUCCUAAAAGUCUAUUAGAUAUUUGGUUGCAACGAAGUGCACCCAAGGAGAGAAAGCCAGACUUUCACGGAAGAGUGAACAGCGACGGCCCUAAAGCGAAACUGUACCCUAACUUAAAAGAGACUGGUCGAGAACCUCGUGAGCCCAUCUUAGAAGGCUAAAUAAUUCGACUGAAAAAAUUACCUAUCAAUAUCGUUCGCGUGUAAACUUAAGUUUUCUAACAACUGCAAUGACUACUAUUCGUUAUCAUUCACUGGUCACGGAUAAUGUGCUGUGACUCCGACCAUCAGGAAAUAACAAUUUCUAUUAACUGUCAUUAUUAGUUGACUGAUUUCACCGUACCCAGAACAUCAAUUUUCCCGUAUCAUCGUUUUCCAGAUUACUACCUUUCCCGUGUGCAGAUUCAUCGCUAAAUAUAAAUACGAAUG
Molecule: messenger RNA, 2397 nt
Organism: Eufriesea mexicana
Lineage: Eukaryota; Metazoa; Arthropoda; Insecta; Hymenoptera; Apidae
Gene: asun
Product: integrator complex subunit 13 asun
Exons: 9
Coding region: 94-2130 (678 amino acids)
Biological process (GO): centrosome localization; regulation of mitotic cell cycle
Cellular component (GO): integrator complex
Source: RefSeq, a predicted model, not a curated record